CCGGUGAGCUCAACUCUGCUGCUGCACCACCUGAGGAUCUCCGUCCGCCUCGACCCUCCCGCCGUUCUUUAUUUCACUCAUGCGGGAAGAAGCGCCGCCAAACGACACAUUUUUCUUGCCCUCGGGCAUGAAUUAAUCCUCGAUCUGUUAGGAGGGGGAAAAAAUGUCGCUUCCCUGCGCGUAAAAUGCCGCGCUUUGUGCGUCCUGGCGCGGACGACUCCUUGGAAAAUGUGCGGUGUCAGUCGCGUUUGCUUCACGCCCCGCUGCUGUGGGUCGGUGCUGAGCAGGAGUGGCAUCUCGGCGACAAAAUCUGGAUGAAAGAGCGUCCUUUAGAGCUCAGGCAUGCAUCGAGUAGUGAGAUCAUUGGCGUUAUAAAUAUCCCCGUGCCAGCAGAACCGCUCCAGCUCCUGCAGCCGGGGUAAUGCCCAGGAGCGCUGCGCACCGGGACCUCGGGAGCGACACGAAAAUGCUCCAAGUGGCCUAGCGGGUGGAAAGAGUGUCCCUUUUUGGAAGAAUGAAUGUUCCUCUCUACGUUCUGACCUUCGCUCACUUGAUUCUCGCCGCCGCCGGAGCAGCAGCAGCAGCAGCAGCAGCGCGCGUCUCCUUGGAGCGCCAACUUCUGGAGGAGGGGAUCCGCUCCGGACGCAGGACUUGCAGGCUCUACUGUCGGGUCGGCAUCGGCUUCCACCUCCAGAUCCAUCCCGACGGCAGAGUGAAUGGCAGCCAUGAGCCCAACCAGCUGAGUGUCCUGGAGCUCUUUGCGGUUUCUCAGGGGGUCAUCGGCAUCAAAGGGGUCUACAGCAACAGAUUCCUGGCCAUGAAUAAAAGAGGACGGCUCCACGCCACCGAAUGGUUCACAGAAGACUGCAAGUUCAGGGAACGUUUCCAGGAGAACAGCUACAACACUUACGCCUCAGUAAUCCACAUGAACCACAGGACUGGUCGCGAGUGGUUCGUGGCCCUCAACAAAAGAGGGAAAGCCAAAAUGGGCUCCAGCCCACGGGUCAAAUCCCAGCAUGUCUCUACACAUUUCCUGCCCAGAGUCGGCCUCCAUGACAAGAGCGAGCGAGGCUUCACCAUCACGGACAGAAGCAAAGAGAGGAGGAAAACCCCGCCGCCACCGGCAGCCGCCAAAUCUACCCCAGCGAAGGCAAACGUCCACGCAGGAACAGUACCGAGACGGACGCAAGUCAAGUACUGGCCCAAGUACAGGUUUGGAUAGGCAUAAAAGUAAAGGACAACAAACUGACAGUGGUCGUUUACCACAUUUAAAUCAUUCCGGGUAUCUACGAAGAGAGUGAAAAACCUCAAAAGGCUGCCAGGUACAACUAUCAAGCUUUUCUUUCCUGAAGCUAUGACCGUAGUUGGGAGUUUCCAGUUGAGUUGUCGAGGUUCCGUCCUGUUUUUUGUUUUCACUUAUGUACAUGGUUUGUUAAAGCUGAAACCCAUAACCACCUGCAGGUUUAAGACAGUAAAGCUCCUUUCCGUUGCUGAUUUAACCAGAAAUGUCCCGAACCGAGCUCUAAAAAAAAAAUUGGAAUAAUGAUUUAUACCACAAAUUGAGUAUCGCAUUGGGUUUAGUCAAUGGACACGUGACUGAGGCUGUAAAUUAUACUAUAUUGGAUUCUGGCUUGUCUGAUACAUAUUAGCUCUGGUUGGAGAUCAUUAAGCAUCUCAUAAGUGUAUGUCAUGGUGCACGUUGCUAGCAAAAAACCCACGAUAAUCAUGGUCUUGCUCCCUAAAAAUAAAUGCUCUCAAUUAGACAAGACUAUCCGUUAUUUGCUCGUGGGUAAGGAACUAAAUUAUUCUGGACAAGAUACAUGAAAGGAUUUUUGUUUUUUGUAUGCUUUCUUUGCUAAAAUAUAAGUUUUUCUGCAGGUCUCUGACAGUAAAGCUCAUCUCCAAUUGCUAAUUUAGCACAUAAUGCCCAAUCCAAUCUCUAAAAAAUUGGGAUUUAUGAUUAAAUGGUACAACAAAUUGAGUAUCAAAUUGGUUUUAGUCGAUGGACACAUGAUUCAGGUUGCAAAUGUCACUCUUCUGCAUAUGCCAUUGUGAUUUAGAAACUGUUCUGUUUGAUUCUGACUGAUCUGAAACAUUAACUCUUGUCAGAGAUCACUAAGUGCCUCCUAAGUGUAUAUCAUGGUGCCCGUCACUAGCAAAACCUCCCACAAUGAUCACUGUCCUGCUUUCUAAACAUAAAUGCUCUUAAUCUGACAAUAAUAUCCAUUAUUUGGCCGGUAAGGGACUUAAUUACUAUGGACAAGAUAAAUAAAAAGGGGUUUGUCUUGUUUGUUUUCUUUGGUUAAAAAAAAUAAGUUGGUUAUCUUUAUUAGAUAAAAUUAAAUUUGUUCACCUUCCAGAUGUAAAGUUUACUUCUACUCUUCCUUGCCAAAUUGAAAUAAGUUCAGACAUAAUGUUUUUUGGGGGUUUUUGGCAUAAAAGUGCAUUUUGCUAUAAGCAGAAGGAAGCAAUCACGCCUUUGUAUCUGGGUUUACUUUUCCUCAACAUACAUAAUCAUAGCUAACACAGAACCAUUGCAUCAGUUCUGAGAAAUACAAGUAGAUUUCUUGUAGUUGUUGUGGAAGUUCAGUGAGGUCAAGAGAGGAUGAGGAGGCAGACUGAGUUACAAUGGAGACUCAGAUAACUUAGGUUGAGACUAAGGUUUACUGAUAUCAGGAGAAGUGACACUGACAGAGCAGCAGUACAUGCAAGCAAUGCCAGCCUCAGUUCUGAAGAUUCUCUCUGAUCUUCAGGUUUAUACUGUAGUUGGGAGAAGGUCAGAUUUUAGAUUAUAGACCAGUAUGGAGAAAACUCGUCUGCUUAGUCAUGUCAGAAUAUCCAUCCUUGACCUGAGCAGAGAAUCCUAGCAUAUUGUCCUCCUACAGCAUCUCGCUGUCUGGAGAUAAUAAAGGAUGAUAAUAGAGACUGAACAUUAUCUCCUGCAAGGAACACUUCAAAUUAUGGUGGAUGUCAGUCAUGAUAUGACUCUUUACUUUGUAAAUUGUCAGUUAUUUCAAAGUAACGUCAUGUGCAUCAUCUUAUUUAAAGACUUAUUGAUUAAUUUAAUGUCAUUAUAGAGCACAUUUUGGAAAGGGGCAAUUAAAAAGUUGAUUAAUCUUUUAAUUCUUGCCUAAAAUUCAGAAGGAGGUACAAAUUGUAACUGCAAAAUUCUAGUUUUAUUGUCAUCCAGAAAGGCAUUGCAGAUGCAGAUUACAAAAACAUGAUAUUAAAGCAAAAACAGGUCAUGGGUUUCAGCUUUAAACACUGAAAAAUCAUUAUUUCACCAAUAUGUAUGCUGUCUCUGUUGGUUAAAUCACAACCAGGGUGAUAAAUUUCACUGAGGAACAAUUGUUUAGCCUCAUUUGAGACAUAAAAACCUCUCUCUGUCUUGGAAAGUGAAUCAAACAUGCCUCCUGCCUAAACAUACACACCGACCAACUGUCCCUCUCCUAACACCAGAUUUGUGAUAAUCAACAAGAAAACGAGGGCUGCUUCUCUGGAGACUCCCUCCUCCUCCUCCUCCUCCUCCCGGACAGCUGUGAGGGAUCAAGGAGAAAACUGUCCGUCAAAACUAUCAUUUUAGCAACCGGCUGUCCCGAGUCACGACCUCGCGGCAUUCCAGCCAGGAGGAGCGCUCACCGCCGUCACCACGGGGAUAAAGAUGCCGAGAAAGAGGCUGUAGGUGUAUCAGAUGGCAAACAGCCGUGGAGUGGAGGCGCAAAGAGACAUCUCAGGGGGAAGCAGACGGGGUUUGGAUGUAAAGAACCCAGAAUGAGCAGUGUCAGAACCUGAAUUAUUAUUUAAUGCUGAUUUUAAUUUAACUGUUUGAGCUUUGAUGUACAUUUUGCAGAAGCAUUUCAAAGGAAACCUAUGUCAUGACUUUACCUUGGCGACAGCGCACUGUAAAAACCUGCAUAUUAACCUGUUGAAAAUGAUGCAAGCACACAUUUUAAACACAUAUUUACAUCGCAGUGGUCAAACCUGUGAUUUACGAGGGUUUUUAUGUUAGGAAUAUUGCAAAAUUGUCUCAUGUCUGUUCAAAAUAUUGUAGCAUAUUUUAAAUUACAACCGAUUUCAUGCAAAAGUGCAUCCUAAUUACUUUACAAAUGUUUUGGUUGGUGCAAGACCAUAAAAACAGGCAUUAUGAAGGAGUUCUACCACCCAAACUCACCAAGUUACUUUCUUUUCUAUUAAAAAUACUGCCCUUUUUCUAUCUGAUUGUGCAAAUAAUCUGUUCUCACUUGUUACAAGCAAAAUAGCCAGUGAGAUCAGAAAGAUACAGCCUAGCUGAGAGUCAGUAAUGCACAGAAUCAUUUUUGAAAAAGAGUUUUGGUGUCAAAUUUGGCAGUACCAGUCACUGUUGGCCAGGCUAUGCCUUAAAAACAAGUUAAGAUCUUGUUAUUAAGGCUGUGCACACCUUGAUUUGGUGAACAUACAUCCAUUAAAGCUGCAGAAUAACCAAAAUGAGCUAUAGUUAGAAUAGAAAACAAUCUGUCUGAUUGUGCAAAAAAUCCAUUUUCCUGUGUUACAAGCAGAACAGCCAAUGAGAUCAGGAAGAUGCGGGCUAACAGAGUUAGAAAUGCACAAAAUAAUGUAAAAAGUGAAGUUUCAGGUGUCAAAGUUGGCAGUACUAGUCAUUACUGGUCAGGUUAUGCCUUAAAAACAAGUUCAGAUCUUAGUUUUAAGCCUUUGCACACCUCGACUUGGUGCACAUCCAUCCAUUAAAGCUGUAGAAUAAUCAAAAUGUGUUAUAGUUAUAACAGAAAAUAUUCUGUUUGACUAUGCUAACAAUCAAUAAACCGGUGGGAACAGGCUAACCAAGAGUCAGUAAUGCACAAAAUCAUGUAAAAAGUACAGCUUGAGGAUAUACUACUGAUUAUUGGCCAGGUUUUGUCCUAAAAACGUGCCCAGAUCUCAGUUUUUAGCUUAACUUGUUGCAUAUACACCCAUUAGACCUGCAGAGAAUUGACAUUUGCUAUUGUUAUAAUAAAAAAUGUUAGAAAAUCUACAUCUUGAACCACUUUUAACUACAAUUGAUCAAAUAAACAGGUUGAAAAAGUCUUGUUGGUGAGAUUUAGAAGAUAAACAUCACAUCAAAACAUUUUAAUUGUAUUUAAGGUUAAUACACAGGUUUAGACAGUGGAAAAUCCAGUGUUUCUGCCUUUUUCCAGACAUACAAGUGUUCAGAAAGAGCAUGUAGCAAACUAAUGAAAUAUCCUUCACACUGUAUUUUAAUUUUUGCAGUUGACGCCUCUAUAUGCUGUAGAUUUCUCGAUGCCGUUUUAUGAUCUUCCAUGUUGCCAUCUGUGGUCCUCAUACACAUCCCAAAGAAAUAUUUUUUGUACCAGAUUUUGUUUUUCUUUUUUAUAAAAAAUUAUGUAUGACAAAAGAGUUUUUAUGUAAUGAGAAUAUUAGAAAAUAAAUAUAUCAGUGGGUA
Molecule: messenger RNA, 5437 nt
Organism: Amphiprion ocellaris (clown anemonefish)
Lineage: Eukaryota; Metazoa; Chordata; Actinopteri; Pomacentridae
Gene: fgf5
Product: fibroblast growth factor 5
Exons: 3
Coding region: 515-1222 (235 amino acids)
Biological process (GO): positive regulation of protein phosphorylation; fibroblast growth factor receptor signaling pathway; animal organ morphogenesis
Cellular component (GO): cytoplasm
Molecular function (GO): fibroblast growth factor receptor binding; growth factor activity
Source: RefSeq, a predicted model, not a curated record